AGAGAGAGAGAGACACGAAGGCGUUCUGCAGGAACACGCACGCACUCAUCUUCGCCGUCGCCGUCGUCAUCGUCAUCGUCAUCGUGUGUUCUCGUUUGGCCACGUGUCUGCCGGAGGACGGCUCGCUCCGACGGAGCGCUUCUCCACUUGCUGUGCGCCGUACACGUGACAGUUGUGUGUGAGGUCUGACUCGGCGAGGAUGAGGCGAGGCUUCCGCGGAGGAGCAUCGACGGCCGCGAGCGUCGGAACACGUUUCGCCGGCAACGGGCUCGCGAGCGACACGGCGAAGCGGGUGCUGUAGGCUCUCGCCGAGAUCGAACUCUUAUCGCUUGUCGUCGUCGACGUGCGCGCGGCUAGAGAAUGCGCCGCAGUGACUGAAACCUUACCUCGGUACCUUGGCCGGAAGUGUGGAAGCGAAGAAGAGUGUUGCGUGCGAGACGCGCGCGAUGAGAAGCGCGCGUGCCCUCGGCCGUCUGUCGCGAGCGCGAGGAAGCUCGCGUUGACCUCGCGGAAGCUCUCUCUCUCUCCCUCUCGCGCGCGCGCGCGCGCUUUCGCGCAAUCAACAGCCUCGCGGCGCAGCCUCCGUGCGCAGCGUCGCGAAGGUCACUUGAGUCAUUCGAGCGAUCUGAGGAGAUCCGCAGCGGGCGGCUGAAAGAAGCGUCGGAAACGCGAAACGGGGAACCGAAGCAGGCCCGAGUCGGAGGACACAAACGCGCCGCGCUUGCAUCCGCACAGUCGACGGAAGAGAGCGGGAGAGAGGGAGGAGCCGUUGCUGAGGACUGUGGAGGGGGCGGAGGUAGCAAGAACGUCUGGUGAUGAUGAUCGGUGGUGGCGUCGCGACCCCUCCUGGUACUGCCAAGUCGGCGGCUGCGAUCGACGGCGAGAUGGUGCAGGUCGACGGCAUUGGCAGUGGUAGUGUCAGUGGUAGUGCUAGUGGUAGUGGUAGCCCUGCGACGGGCGCGACCACCACGCGCCUCGCUAACAACGGUAGCAACAAUCACAGCGGCAAUAACAACGGGAACGUCAGCAGCAGCAGCAGCAACGGCAGUAGCGCUGGCGGCGGCGGCGGCGGCGGCGGCGGCAGCAACAACACCGGCGGCGGUGGCAGCAACAACAACAACAACGGCGCCAGCAACGGUAGCAACAACAACAAUAACAACAGCAGCAACAGCAGCAACGACGCCCACGGGGUGACCAACUGCGCGAGCACGACCGCCUCGGCGGCGAGUGACAAGUUCUGCUGCCAGGAUGAAGACGCGCCCGUCAGCACGAGCGUCGCGCGACCUUGGGAGCCACCGUCACCGACGUUCUCCCAAUCGAGGUCGCACCUGCUGCAGGUUCACCCGCCGCACCACCAUCAGCACCCGGCCGCCGCGCAUCAUCAUCAGCAGAUGAACGUGCCGACUUCUCUGAUCGACGGCGUGAGCUUGCAAAAUUGCACAGCGGGCCCGUUCGCCAGCGGUAAUAGCGGCGGCACGUCACGACAGCGCUUAAUCGAAUUGUCGCAUGGAUUAGGAGCACUGAGGCACUACAACGAUCUCGCCAACCACGUGUUGUCCCUAAAUCAGCAAGGCGCAGUCGUCACGAAACUUUUAGGUACGCUGCGGCCGCCGGGCCUGAUCGGCGGCAGCAAGCCGAAGGUAGCGACUCCGGCUGUCGUCGCCAAGAUCGAGCAAUAUAAAAGGGAGAACCCGACCAUCUUCGCUUGGGAGAUUCGGGAGAGGCUAAUCUCCGAGGGGGUCUGCAGCAACGCGACAGCGCCGUCGGUCAGCAGCAUCAACCGGAUACUGCGGAACCGCGCGGCGGAGCGCGCGGCCGCGGAGUUUGCGCGUGCCGCCGGCUACGGGCUGUACGCGGCCGCCGGGCCGCAUCCGUACUUCAACUCGCACCAGCAUCCGACCACGAGCCACCACCUGCCGGCGGGCUGGCCGGCCGCGCCCGGAGCGGCCGGCCACCCGUGGAUGUUGCCACCUCUAGCUACCGGUAUCUCCGGCGCCGCCGCGUCCGCAUUGCUGUUGCCGCCGUCGCUGAGCCCCGGCGCCGCGGCCGCCGCGGCCGCGGCCGCGGCAGCGUCCGCGUCUGUCGCCGGCAGCACCGAGCACGCGUUGCACGCCGCCGACGCGAUCGCUCGCGGUUACUUGCAAGACGGUGACGGGGACGACGGAAGCUUGGACGGCUCGGAGCAGCCCAAGUUCCGGCGCAACCGCACGACCUUCAGCCCAGAGCAGCUGGAGGAGCUGGAGAAAGAGUUCGAGAGGUCGCACUACCCCUGCGUGUCGACGCGCGAGCGUCUCGCUUCGAAAACGUCCUUGUCGGAGGCGCGCGUUCAGGUUUGGUUUUCCAACAGACGGGCAAAGUGGCGUCGUCACCAGCGCAUGAACCUCUUAAAGCGCUCGCCACCACCGCCACCACCGCCACCGCCACCGCAGCCGCAGCCGCCGCCGCAGCAGCAACCGCAUUCCGCUACGUCCGCUAUGGAAAUCGGCCAGCGUACGUCCAGCUGCUCCAUUGCCGGCAUGGGCGGCGAAAGUAGCGCGUUCCGCGCGGUCGUCGCCAACUCGGCCGGCCGGGAGCCCGUAGACAGGUCGUCCGAGCGCAUCGACCGGUUCGAGUCGUUGCCGAAGCAACCGGAGAGGAAGCCCAGCGCUUUCCGGAUGAUCAGUCAACUGGUGGGCAACGACUCGACCGGGCUGUCCUCGCGGGCGACCAGUCCCGCGUACGAGCAACGCCAAGGACCCCCGCUGGCGCGCGGCCCAAGCCCCGGCUCGGCGCACCGGCUGCGCUUCGACGACGAGGACGAAGACGAGGAGAUCGACGUCCAAGACUCCGAUCAAGACGUACCAUCGCCGCCGCCGGUCGCUUGGAGGGACCACUGGACCGAUCAGCAGCCCUUGGAGCUGACCAAGCAUGACCGUUGAGACGCGUGUGUAUGUGCAUGUGUGUUGAGCGACCAAGUCUCGCUGUGCUGUUCGAUUACUCCAGUCGUCGUCGUCGUCGUCGUCGUCGUCAUCGUCAUCAUCAUCGUCGUCGCUCGCGGCCAGGUGAUGGGAUUUCGCUCGCUCAGAGUGUUUAUUUAUUGCUGGACUUCCCCGCUGGAGCCACCGCCAGUGACCAGAAAGUCGGGGGAGACAUCACGCUCUAUGGUGCUGCUUGAGUCUAGAGUGCGAGUUCCGUCGGUCCGGCGACGCGACGGGACCGGAAGUUUGCCGCGUCCUUCGACGUCGCCGAUCUGGCUCCUCGGUGCGCGACAUUGCGCGGAUGUCGCGAAAACAUUUCUUCUCCGCGACGGACGCCGCGGAGUGCGCGAGUGUCGUCGCGGUGCCGUGUGACAAUGUCGACGAGAACGCUGUGUCUCAUCGGACGUCGCUGUGAUCGUCGCGGGUAAUGCCGAUUUACCGGGCCGCUCUUUUCUCUUUCCAGCCGAAGAGCCGCUCCCGGGCGGCGCGUCGGCGAGGAAGGAUGUAACGUGAGAGCGAAGAGCGAGCGAGCUCGUCGCGAGCUUGCCCGGAACUAGUCCUAGAGAAUCCUCUAUGAGAUAGAGAAGGGGGGGGGGUAUGUGCGUUACCUAGAGAUAUCUGAGAUAGGAGUAAGUGGAUGGAAGAAGACGCGAAUAAUCCUCUGUACCAACUCUCUGUUGAGAUAACGUUUAUUUAAAUGAAUCCGUUUGUAAAUAUUCACACGGUGUCACGAUUCAUUUUCACUCUCUUUCUCUCUCUCUCUCUCUCUCUCUCUCUCUCUCUCUCUCUCUCUCUCUCUGUCUUUCCCUUUCUCUUUCUCUCAUCUAUCUCUCGCAAACUCUUCCAAAUUCUUUCUCAACUACCCUGUCCGACGGACGAGCUGACUUUCCGACGAGUCUCUCUUCUUGACGAAUAUAUUGCCGCACAACGAAAUAUGCUAUAUUGAAAUAAAUUUACACAAACAUUCUCGACGGUCUCGCUGCUUACCGAGUUGCCUCUCUCCCAAUCCCACAAUGCUGAAACAACGACGCGUUGAGGACGACGUCCGCAGU
Harpegnathos saltator (Jerdon's jumping ant) is the source of this 4009-nucleotide messenger RNA. It is a transcript of the gene Eyg, whose product is annotated as eyegone. Gene Ontology annotation, biological process: anatomical structure development; regulation of transcription by RNA polymerase II. NCBI's taxonomy places the organism in Eukaryota, Metazoa, Arthropoda, Insecta, Hymenoptera, Formicidae. Bases 816 to 2918 code for a protein of 700 amino acids. The record is from RefSeq and is a predicted model, not a curated record. Gene Ontology annotation, molecular function: DNA-binding transcription factor activity, RNA polymerase II-specific; RNA polymerase II cis-regulatory region sequence-specific DNA binding. The transcript has 6 exons.